CCGCGAUUCCGUCGGAGGUAUUUUCCGGUUGCACUGUGGUCCGCCGCUCUAACGUGUCCCCCUGUAACACGGUGGAGUCGUGCAGGCUGUUGUGAGUGGAAGUGAGUUUGUGGACGGACCCGUCGACACAGAGACAGAAUCCUCAACUCAGGACUGUGCAGUGGCCUGAAACCACACUCUGAAGCAGAAUGACGUCCCCUUCACCCCAUGACCGCAGCCGGAAUGAUGACGAGGACGACCCGGUGGAUCGGAUGAUAUCCCAGACUGGAUGUGCCGAGCUGCACUACGCUGUGCAGGAGUGCAUGGCUGAGCACCAGGACUGGCGAGUGUGCCAGAGCCAGGUCCAGACUUUCAAGGACUGCAUGAUGGAUUUCCAAAAAGCCCGGAAAGAACAGCUGAUGAAGCAGCGGCCAAUGUCCACUGAGUCUGCUUCCAACUGAACUCACCAAACCACACAGACAGACAAACACACACACACACACACACACACACACACACACACACACACACACACACACACACACACACACACACACACACACACACACACACACACACAGACACACACACGUUUUGAAUGAAAACACUGCACCGAUUUUUAGGUGUGUUGUGGAGAGCUGAAUGAUAAAUAUGAUUUGUUGAUCACAACAGACUUUCAUGCUGAUUUAUUUAAGUUUAAAUUAGUUUAUGUGCAUGUUGGAAGAAGUUAAUUUUUCAGUUAUGUACUGCACUCAUAACAUAUCUUGGUCAGAACAGUUAAAAAUAUUAUUUUUGUGUUUACGAAUAAACAACAUAAAUUAUUGAUCUAUUAAAAAUAAUACUCUAUUU
This is a messenger RNA of Hippoglossus stenolepis (Pacific halibut), 828 nucleotides long. It is a transcript of the gene coa4, whose product is annotated as cytochrome c oxidase assembly factor 4 homolog, mitochondrial. Gene Ontology annotation, cellular component: mitochondrial intermembrane space. The record is from RefSeq and is a predicted model, not a curated record. The transcript is spliced from 2 exons. NCBI's taxonomy places the organism in Eukaryota, Metazoa, Chordata, Actinopteri, Pleuronectiformes, Pleuronectidae. Gene Ontology annotation, biological process: mitochondrial respiratory chain complex IV assembly. Bases 189 to 440 code for a protein of 83 amino acids.